CCCCUCCUCCCGCCUGUCCGGCGGCCCAGCGCGUCCUCCUUCGCCGCCUGCCUGGGUCGAGAGGCAUCGAGCGGCCCCCCCACUCGGCACACGGGGGCUGGGGCGCUCGGCGCGAGCCGGCGGGAGGCUGCCGGGGCGCCGGGACGUGCUGGGGCCUCUGUCGGCGGAGGAGACUGGCCCGGGCUCGGCCGCCAGCGCUCGGGGCCGGAGGAUUGGGGGGCUCGGGAGGGUGGGCGUGUCGGGUCUGGGAGGGCGCGGGCAGCGAGAACCCUCCUGAGCCCCGCAUAGCCGGUUCGGCACGGGCGUUCCCUUCCUCCCUUUGCCCGGUGGUCUCGGGGGCUCGCGUGGUGGAGACGUGCCCUUUGCGUGGGUCCAGGUGCCCUUUCUGCUGCGGGGCACCCCGGGGGAAGAAUGUCCGAGUCACGGGAUCCGCCGCUGGUCCUCGUGGGCAGAGUGCCUGGUAGGACCACGGUGGCAGACGCGGGCAAGACCCGCUGCCCUCGGUGCAUGCGCCUUUUCAAAGCCCCGAGGCUCUUGCCUUGCUUGCACACCGUUUGCACCCAGUGUCUGGAGCAGCUGGAACCUUUCUCCGUAGUGGACGUCCGAGGGGGAGACUCCGGUUGGGUCUCGGAGGGGUCUGUCUCCCAGGAGCUCAGGCCGCUAGGUCUGUCGCAGCGGCACGUCGGCAUCCUCUGCCCGGUAUGUGAUGCACAGGUGGACCUGCCCACAGGUGGCGUGAAGGCUUUGACCAUAGACCACUUGGCCGUGAAUGAUGCGAUGCUGGAGAGUCUGCGUGGGGAAGGCCAGGGCCUGGUGUGUGACCUGUGCAGCGACAGGGAGGUGGAGAAGAGAUGUUAUACCUGCAAAGCCAAUCUCUGCCACUUCUGCAGCCAGGCACAUAGGCGGCAGAAGAAGACGACUCACCAUACCAUGGUAGAUCUAAAAGACUUGAAAGGCGACAGCCGGGUGGGGAGGCCCAUUCUGUGUCCUUCUCACCCUGCGGAGGAGCUGAAGCUGUUCUGUGAACUUUGCGACAGGCCCGUGUGCCGGGACUGUGUGGUGGAUGAGCACCGGGAACACCCCUACGACUUCACCAGCAACGUCAUCCACAAGCACGGGGAGUCAGUGCGGGACCUCCUUAAGGGCACCCACCCCCACGUGGAAGCCCUGGAGGAAGCACUGGCACAGAUCAAAGGGUCCAGUAGUGCCCUACAGGAGCGAGUGGAGGCCGUGGCAGCUGAUAUCCGGGCAUUUUCCGAGGGCUACAUCAAAGCCAUCGGGGAGCACCGGGACAGGCUGCUGAAGCAGCUGGAAGACAUUCGCAGCCAGAAGGAAAACUCCCUGCAGCUACAGAAGGCACAGCUGGAGCAGCUGCUGGCAGAUAUGCGGACAGGUGUGGAGUUUACCGAGCACCUGCUGGCCAGUGGCUCCGACCUAGAGAUCCUCAUCACCAAGGGGGUGGUGGUUGAGCGGCUCACAAAACUGAACCAGAUUGAAUAUAGUGCACAUCCUGGAGUGAACGAUAAGAUCUGCUUCUUUCCGGAGGAGAAAGCUGGCCAGUGUCAUGGGUAUGAGAUGUACGGGAUCAUCAAUACCAGGGAGGUCGAUCCAGCCAAGUGUGUCAUUAUAGGAGAAGAUCUCCACAGAGCCAGGGAGAAGCAGCCAGCCUCUUUCACACUGCUUUGUAAGGAUACGGCAGGUGAAAGCAUGGGCAGGGGUGGAGACAACGUUCAAGUCACAGUAGUCCCUAGGGAUAAGAUAGAAAGCUCCAGUCCAGUCAGAACAAUGGUCCAAGAUAAAAAGGACGGGACAUACUACAUUUCCUACAUCCCCAAGGAGGCCGGCUUAUAUACUGUGCUGGUCCGGGUCAAAGACCAGCACGUGCAGGGUUCACCAUUCACGGUAAACGUGAGGAAGAGGCAGCGCACACACCCCGGAGUCUUCCAUUGCUGCUCCUUCUGCUCCAGUGGCGGCCAGAAGACUGCCCGCUGUGCCUGCGGGGGCACCAUGCCAGGUGGGUACCUAGGUUGUGGUCAUGGACACAGAGGCCACCCAGGCCGUCCCCACUGGUCCUGCUGUGGGAAGUUUAAUGAGAAGGCAGAGUGCACGUGGACAGAUGGGCAGAAUCUGUCAAGAAGUCUGCUGAGAACCGUGGCCCUCUGACCCCGACCUGGGUUUGUAGUCAGUGUGUGAACCAGUAUGAUGCCCACCUAUCAAAGGAUUCCAGACCUUGAUAAAUUCUGAAGAACAGAGAGAAUUAAAAACCAAGUGCCUUCUACCCUGCCGAAUUCAGGUGCUGCUCUUAUGAGUUAGAGAUUGUUCGUGGGGAUGGUUAAGCAGUGAGCUUGGCUGCAUUUCUCUUAGUAGACUGGAAAGUUCUGAAUGUACCAAGGAAGGCUCCGUUCAGUUUGCUACAGAAAUGGAGGUACCUGUGCUAUUGGAACUUAGAGUUCAUGGGAGUAGUUUACCUUCUUCCUUUGUGAUGUACAACUUUUAUUUUUCCCCUUCCCUGAGCUACAUGUUGAGUUAUUUACCUCCAGAGAAUAAAGAUAUCCUUUCACCAUAUCCACUUUAUUUUUCCUAGUACACUUUACAACUAGAGUUUGGUUCAGGACAUGCAAGUGAUAGAGUGAUGGUGUUGAAAUAGAGUCUCAUAAAUUCAUUUCAUGACAGGAU
Messenger RNA from Sorex araneus (European shrew), 2676 nucleotides. RefSeq names its product tripartite motif containing 45 (gene TRIM45). The transcript is spliced from 6 exons. Bases 412 to 2163 code for a protein of 583 amino acids. NCBI's taxonomy places the organism in Eukaryota, Metazoa, Chordata, Mammalia, Eulipotyphla, Soricidae. The record is from RefSeq and is a predicted model, not a curated record. Gene Ontology annotation, cellular component: chromatin; nucleoplasm. Gene Ontology annotation, molecular function: protein binding; zinc ion binding; ubiquitin-protein transferase activity. Gene Ontology annotation, biological process: positive regulation of DNA-templated transcription.